AUGGAUGCCCAACCCUUAACCGCUCCCAUGUCUAUCUCCUCCCUCUCCUGCUCGUCCGCCGACUCUUUCCGCGAGCCCACGCUGCACCCUUCGCACGACCGCUCGGCCCCGAGCCCGAUCUCGGACAGCCAGGUGCGGCGGUCAUGGUCGCUCAAACGGCUGCUGGGACGCGGCAGCCGCCGGUAUCGCGUGCUGGAGCGAGAACCGAAUCGGCUGCGGAAACGUGUCAGUGGGUGA
Messenger RNA from Penicillium macrosclerotiorum, 237 nucleotides. RefSeq lists its product as uncharacterized. NCBI's taxonomy places the organism in Eukaryota, Fungi, Ascomycota, Eurotiomycetes, Eurotiales, Aspergillaceae. Bases 1 to 237 code for a protein of 78 amino acids. The transcript has a single exon. The record is from RefSeq and is a predicted model, not a curated record.